Porites evermanni is the source of this 534-nucleotide messenger RNA. NCBI's taxonomy places the organism in Eukaryota, Metazoa, Cnidaria, Anthozoa, Scleractinia, Poritidae. The record is from the annotation of a GenBank genome assembly.
AUGAAACCAGGUAAAGAGGAGCCGGUGAGUCUUUUAUCAAAAAACACCGCAAAAACACUUCUUGUUCGAAAUGCAAUCGAUGCAACAACACUCAGCAAGGAAACUCGCCAGAUUCAGAAGCAAAGGAACUCAGAACAAAGAUUAUUCCUGAAGAAACGGGAACAUAUGUUACAACGACAGUCGUCUUUGAGGGAAUCUUCACCUAACUUGAGAAGAAAAUCAGACGAAAGCAACAAACAACAACGAUUAUUGUCUGCUUCGUCGUUUUUGUCAGCGGAUGAUGAACGCCCGAUGUCAGCUCUCUCCAGAAGCAGUACCUUAUCCAGUUUAAGUAGCAGUUCCAGUUUGGCGGUUUCACUUCCAGACAUUUUCGCUGCCUCUCAGUGGAAAACUGGAACAAACAGAAUGAGUGAGGUCGCAAAACGCCAUUGGAAAGGGGAAAAGAAAAGCGUUUCCCAAGAGGAGAGCUGUCCAAUUAAUGAUGACUGGAUGGAGUUACGACAAUGUAGAUAUUUACGCCAGGCUCUCAAUUAG